Molecule: messenger RNA, 2497 nt
Organism: Eurytemora carolleeae
Lineage: Eukaryota; Metazoa; Arthropoda; Copepoda; Calanoida; Temoridae
Cellular component (GO): plasma membrane
Molecular function (GO): protein binding
Source: RefSeq, a predicted model, not a curated record
AAAGAGCUAGGAGAGGAUGGAUGGAGAUGUCAAGAUAAUGAUUGCAUUAGUAUGUACUGGGUCUGUGAUGGAUUCCAUCAAUGCACUGAUGACUCUGAUGAGGGAAUGGAAGCCGGGCAAGGUUGCAACCUUUACCCAGACUCUGAAUGUCGAUCGUUCCAUGGUUUUGAGCACUUUUACUGUGAGAGGACCGGAGACUGUUUUAGUAAACUUGAAGAUGCAGUCGUCUGUAACUCAUCUCUAGGCCCAGCUAACAGAGGUUGUGAGAAGAGAAAUGAAUGGAAAUGUAAGGAUGGAAGAUGUAUAGAUAAAACCAAGGUUUGUGACAGAUUUGAGCACUGUGAUGAUGGUAGUGAUGAGAAUGAUGCUGGAUGUUUCACUGAUCUAGAUCAAGUAGAUCACACUCAACUUUGUGACAGCCAACACUGUUCUCCGAAUUCUAAACAGUGUCACAACUUCAGAGGUGUACUGCAUGAACGAUGUCCUUUCCCAGAGUUAUCUCAUCUAUGUACAACUAGCUAUCUUGCUACCUUAGCUAAGGAUUAUGAUAACAGUUCUUUGUGUCUUCAAUGCGAAGAUGAUCUUCAUUGGAGAUGUAACGAUGGAUGGUGUAUUCUCAAGAAUUUAACCAACAAUGGUUUACCAGACUGUAGGGAUGGUAGUGAUGAGUCAAGUUUACCCUACGCCUGGUGGGUUGUAUUGGUCACCACUAUCAUAAUUGUCUCCCUUGGUCUUGUACUUUCCUUUUCCUGCCGCCAGAUGGGAGUCAAGAACUGCAGAAACUGCUUCCACUGCUCAUUCUGCUCAUCAGAUAGAACUGCUGAGUAUAGUGUGUGUAUGGAACUAAAGCCCUCUGCUCCUCCACUAAAAAGCACUGGUGACACUACAUCUAUAGAUGGACCGGAAAAAAUAGAUAUUGAUGAGGAAUACGAUGACGAUGAUGAUGAGGACAAGCUUGAUCCUGAUUGUGAGAAUCUAGUGCUGGAGCAAGAUCUACCUGUUGAUCUGAUUAGACUAAUUGAGGACAAAAAUAGAUGUUGGGAUUAUAAGACAAGAGACCCAUGUAUGGCACAAAUUCUGGGAAGUUCCUAUUCACCUACUACUGUUAAGAGUGAGUAUAUGCUGGAGGUGAAGAAGCAGUACAUAUAUGCACACACCGAUCCUCUACACAUACAUCACCUAUACUCAUUCCUAGUCAAUAGGUAUCCCAGUAUUUCUGAACUGGCUAAAAUAAUAAAUAUUUUAAUGGACUUGGAGCGAGAAAUUCACUGCAUGUCUAAGUUGGAGGUUCUCAAGUGCUGGAGGCUGACCUUAGGCUCUUCAGUAGUAAUCGGGAGGGUUAUUGAAUCUGUAUCAGAUGAACCAAGUGUUUGCUCGAAACUUUACAAUUCGUUUCUACCAUUCAGAAAUUGUUUGCGAAAUAUCCGACGAACAAUGUUCCGAGCAAAGCCUAACCGAGAUGCUGGUUGGUUUCGAACCUUGAAAACAGUUUAUUUUACUGUUACUCCUUUCAUUGGAGCCAGCCUUCUCUACUUCGAGACUAUAAAGAAUAUUGUUUAUGUAAACAUUGUGUACAACGCUCUCUACGAUCUCUCAGAUGGAAACCCAAGAGAUUUUCCUUUUGAAAUGUUUUUACUACUUUUCAUGAUUGCUGCCAUUGUUACAGUACAGUGCCUGAAUAUUGUGUACAGUGUGUUGUACAGCAAUGAUAUAUUUGAGAUUUCUCACGCCGACGAGUGCGGGAAAAUGAAUACUAGAAUUUUGUUUAAAAUAGUGGCCUUCCUUCUCUCUCCUCUUAUGCCUUGUUUUGUUCUGGCUAACAAGGCAUAUUAUGACGCUAAGUUGGAUAAUCAGAGGCGACAUCUCCAGACCUUUCCGGUCUUCAAGAACCCAGAGGAGGAGAAGGAAGGGGAGGCUGUACCUUUAAAGGAGACGGAUAUAAACAAGAAAGAUAAAGAUGAACUUAAAGAGAAGAUAAAGAUUUACGGAAUAAUUCGUCAGCUAGAAUCGAAAUCACUGCUUUACAGAAAGAUCUACUCCUACUACCGUGUGACUAGCGGAGUUAUAGAGUCCGUCACCUUCGUUGUAGUUCUUGUUCUACUUAUGUUUGUCACAGGGCGAAAAGGUCGAGAUAUAAAUCUGAUAGUUGGUGUGGAGCACAGGCUUAGAACAUUCUUCGGAGUAACAUCAUACCAGGGAGGAAUUCUAGAGGAACUGAAUCUUGUCAGAGACUUUGUCAUGGGUUCCUCCUUAAUGUACAGUUUCUUUAUGGUAUUGUCUGCCCUUGUACGGUACUGGUUCCAGGCUAAGAACCUGUGCCUGAGUGUGGGAGGUAGGAUCGUGUUGACCGCCUACCUGUCCGCACUCACCUUCAACAGGUUGACCACAUACAUCAGCAUAUUCAGCAUCACCCAACCUCUCAAGUUUGACAAUGGACAUGAGGAGCCUCUUAUAAACCUGCCCUGGGCUGUUGUCAUUUUUAGCAUUCUUAUAUUAG